AUGGCAAUCUUCUUGCAAGAACCUUGGGCUCUUCGGACGCGGAGCGACGAUCACGUCUGCGCCACCACCUUCAACAUGGCACGCACGCUGACGGACGUCGACCAGGACAUCGUCAGCCUGGAGGACGAGGAAGGGGACGUCGAGAACGACACUCGAUGUCCCAUCUGUCUGCUGGCCCUGGACAUGCCGAUGCGCUUGCCAUGUUGCGGGCAUUUAUUUUGCUUCGACUGCAGUUGGGGCAAAAUAAAACGCUGCGCAAUGUGCCGGGCGUUCCUGCCGCUGGAUUUCUGGGCCACGCCGGAAGAUUUCCUCAGCUGUCCUGUGCCUGAGCCGGCGACCCAGUACAGCUGGAUCUUCAAAACCACAUCCGGCUGGUGGCGUUUCUCUUGGCGCCAGGAGCAGGCGAUUCGGCGGGCGUUGAGUGCAGGAAUCUGCAAGCUCAGUCUCACCAUCGCGGGCGAAGAGGCGACCUUGGAUUUUCGGUCGCUUUUAAUUAAGCAACAUCGCAAGGUUGGCGCACUUUCCAUUGCUCGCAACGGCACCUUUGAAGCUGUGGGGGUGGCCGGGCUCAAACUCUCGCCCGAAUAG
Molecule: messenger RNA, 588 nt
Organism: Cloeon dipterum
Lineage: Eukaryota; Metazoa; Arthropoda; Insecta; Ephemeroptera; Baetidae
Product: E3 ubiquitin-protein ligase rnf146-like
Exons: 2
Coding region: 1-588 (195 amino acids)
Biological process (GO): ubiquitin-dependent protein catabolic process; Wnt signaling pathway
Cellular component (GO): nucleus; cytoplasm
Molecular function (GO): poly-ADP-D-ribose binding; ubiquitin protein ligase activity
Source: RefSeq, a predicted model, not a curated record